Messenger RNA from Venturia canescens, 6457 nucleotides. RefSeq names its product lachesin-like. The record is from RefSeq and is a predicted model, not a curated record. Gene Ontology annotation, cellular component: neuron projection. Bases 1416 to 2786 code for a protein of 456 amino acids. The transcript is spliced from 9 exons. NCBI's taxonomy places the organism in Eukaryota, Metazoa, Arthropoda, Insecta, Hymenoptera, Ichneumonidae.
CAGGCAGCAGUCCGCGGCCCGGGACAGUGGAACCAGGACCAAGCAGUCUCGAGGAGAACAGAUUGGUACACGAGACUUCGAAUCUCGUGAGGAGAACAUUGUCAUACCGGCCCGAUCUGCGAUCCACUUUUAUCGCGAAACUCCUCGAUAUCGAUACGCGAAUAUGAAACGUUCGCAUUGUCGUUGACUCCUUUAUCAUUAAAUACACACUUAAGUGACGAAUUUUACAUAAAAAAUUGAGAAAAAACUCUGCUCGACUCGUGUGUUGUGACUCAAAUAAGUGUAGCAGUAAUUUUUUUUCUCUACGCUCGAGUGAAUGGAAAACAGAUAAAACUGAGCUCAGCCGUGAUUGAGUACUCGAUCAGUGAUAACUGUCAAUCGUGAUUUCGAUGGUGAGUGAAUUUUGCGGCGAAUACGAAACUCAGUGAGGCUGAGUCUUCGAUACGGAUCGCGCUAUUUUUUUUCUUCCACGUGAAAUAAAACCUCAAUUGUGAGAAAAACAAUGACUGUCGUGUAUCUAAUGAUUUGAUGUAAAAUUAACCGCUAACGAGAGGAUAAGAUUAAAGCGAGGCUCCCUCGGGAAACGAGGAGUAAUGAGAUAAGCUCACUUGGCUGAGAGUGCAUAAAAAGCGAGUGAAUAAGGGAAGAAGAGCCCAAAAAGAGGAAGAAAAAUAGGUUGAAGGAAUAGACGAGGGAGAGAGAGAGAGAGAGAGAGAGAGAGAGCGAGAGCGAAAGAGAUUUAAAAAAAGAAACAAAAAACGUGGGAGAAAAAGAGAGAGCGAGAGAGAGCGGAGAACAUGAGAGCGGAUGCCUCGUUCUUCUGGUGGUACUGUUGGCGCACGUGCGGUGCACGAGGAAGUUACUACGAGUCGACGAGGCGCUCGGAGCUACCACGUUAGAACAUUGGCCUCUCUCUUUUGUCAGAGGCCAGAACAUCGGCCCGAGGGCUAAAAACCCUUUAGGCUACCUUUAAAUUCUUUCCCUCUCCGUCCCCUUCCUUUUUUUUAUCUCUUCAUACACCAAAGUAGUCGAGAAUACAUAAUUUCUCUUUUCUCUGGCAUUCCUUAAUAAUACACAUUUUUCUUUCCUCACAUUUAUCGUCCGGUCUCUCUUGCUCGCUCCCUGAAUUUUCACUCUUCAACUUCGCUCGAAACUUUCAAUUUUUGCGGAAUCGUAACGCUCCUACAACCAUUCUUUUCCUCUUGUUUACAGUUUUAUGUACCCGUCCCUUUUUUCACCUUUUUUACGCUCCAACCCCCAAUCCUCGUCGACCUCAUUCCACUUUCGAAUCUACGGUGCACCAAACAACCCGAGACUUUGAAUAUCAAAAAGGAGAGUAGAGAAAAAAAGAAGGAAACAAAGACAAAUACACACUAGGCGCGCGGGACUCAUCACCAGUCAUCCAAGGGACAGGAAUGAGAGGCGUCGGCGAGGUUGGAUCAUCGCCGGUUAAAGCGCCGGUCGCAAUUUUCACUUUACCACUUUUUCUUCUCGUCGUUGGAAUAGGCGACGGUGUACGUUACGGAAGCGCGAGAGCUCAUCCCUAUCAAGAUUCAACGGCAGCCGCCGCUGGUCCGGUAUUUGUCGCACCCGUUGGCAACCAAACAGCUGCAAUUGGACGCGAAGCAAUAUUCUCGUGUAGCGUUGGCAACAUUGGAAAAUACAAGGUAGGUUGGCUCCGAGCCUCGGACCAAACCAUACUAUCGAUGCACACACGUACCGUGACACACAAUGCACGUAUCGCGGUGACUUUCGAGUCCGGUGGUAGUCCCGGCGGUUCAAACGGGGUAGGAACAACCGGUAAUGCAGGGAGAGGGAUCACGUCCAAUCAGCACGGAAGUGUUACCGGAAGUAGUCACGUACCUGAGGAUGCCGUAAAUGGCACAUGGCAAUUGCACAUCCGUCAGCUCAAGGAAUCCGACAGGGGUUGUUACAUGUGUCAAAUUAACACGAGUCCGAUGAUCUCUGCGCUUGGGUGUCUCGACAUCCUUGUGCCACCGGACAUAGUUUACGGGGGAGAAACGAGCACCGAUGUGGCAGUUGCGGAGGGUGACAACGCGACCCUUACUUGUCAAGCAACCGGAAGACCAACCCCCAAAGUUUCAUGGAGACGAGAACACGGAUCUAUUCUCAUCAGGAAUUCGACGUCAUCCACAAGUGGGAACAGUUUUGGUGAAUACCAAAACUACACCGGUUCGCUGUUGCACUUUUAUCGUGUCGACAGACGACAAAUGGGAGUUUACAUGUGCAUCGCUAGCAACGACGUCCCACCGGCCGUUAGCAAAAGGGUCACGCUGGCUGUGAAUUUUCCGCCCGCCGUAAAAGCUUCGAACCAGCUGCUCGGGACCCCAUUGGGCACAAACGUCACGCUCAGGUGUUCCGUCGAGGCGUACCCAAAGACAAUAAACUACUGGAUGAGAAACGGCAAGGACAUGCUUCUUGAUGGCCCAAAAUAUUCAGUGAGUGAAGUCGUCUCGGGUUAUCAGACAGUCAUGUCAUUACUUAUAAAACACUUGUCGAAAGAGGAUUUCGCUGGCUACAAAUGUGUCGCUACAAAUAGUCUGGGAAAAGCUGAUGGAGUUGUAAGACUUUAUGAGCUUGACCUGGACAAUUCAGCACGAAUAUCCCGUGGGAAGGAUCACGUGUCGAUGAUUGGCGGAUUGGCGGAAGCAGCAAGAGGGAAAGCCGGAUCGAGCAUUCGAGUGUUUGAAAAUUCAUCACGAGUCGGUAUAACGUAUGCUCUUGGAGCGAUUCUCGUGCUGCUACGAACGUUAUGUCCACGGUGAACGUGUGCCUAAACAUAUACGUACAAACGCGUGCGUAUAUUCAUAAAGAGACUUCCUUGAGGGAAAAGCUACACAAGAGACAGACACACAUAUCUAUAAAUAUAUGAAAAAAUCUUAGACGCCGAAUGUCAUCGUUAGCUGAAGAUAAACAAAGCAAAAAAAAAAAAAUAUAACAAAAAUCAAUAAUUUUGUGCCAAAAAUGAAUAACGAUUCAAUAGGCUGUGUCGUGGCUAGAAUCGCGAUGAAAAUGAAAAGACGGAAGUCAGCACCCUACUCCGGUCUCCGCGGCUCUUCCUUAGUACUGAAAAUCUAUCAUCUUGUCAUCCGCACCGCAUCGUCGUCACAUCGAUAUAUCACAUCCGCAUUCGAUUCUCCCUUUUUCUUUCCUCGUGAAUGAAAAUCGACGAAGAAAAUGAACGAAUAAAAAAUUGAUGAAUUGAGAGGAAGAAAAAUAAAAAUAAAGAUAAACCCCCGCCUCGUAGACAUAUCCGACAAAUUUUUUCAUAUCAUACGUGCGCUGUAUUAAUCAUUAUUACAAUAAUAAUACUCAACGCGUGAGGAGCCGAGAGAAAGCGGACGAGCUUUUGAAGGAGGUCAAAAACUGGCGAAAGAAACUUCCCGAUAGACGCGUCGCGGAAGAAAGCUUUCUCAAAAAGACUCUCCUGUUUGCACUUCUGGCCAUUACUCCAGACACAACGACGACGUGUGCGUGUGUGUAUGUUUACCGAAGAUAAAUGUGCAGCGAAGUGUAAAAAGGACUUUCCUAUUUUAAAGAAAAAAAAAACAAACAAACAAAAAACUAUUUCCAAGUUAUAAAAAUAUUAAUAAGAUCAAUAAAUGUCAUGUCGUCCUCGUACCGCGCGUGAGUAUGGUUCUAAGUGCGUGUGUUUUUGUGUUUGUGUGAUUGAACCCUUUCGAUAUGUUCGUCGAUCGAUAUUUUUUAUUGUUCCGUCAAUACAAAUUGUUUGACUCUCAUCGACUUUGAAUAUUUCGGUUUAGCCUUAAAAUUAUUGAAAAUUCUAAAGAAAACGUGAGUUUCAUUCGUUCUGAAUAAUUCUUGUCAAGUAAAAAGUACAAAAAGCUUUCGAUAUGCAUCGUGGGAGAAAUGAAUUUAUUCGAAAUUAGAGUACAAACAUUCUUCCACUGAUUUUGUUAUUGUUCAUGCCGAUUCAGUAUUGCCAUUUCUGAAAUUAGUUUCAUUAUGAAAUUUAUUUUUAUACUACAGCAAAAUCUACUUCAUUACUUUGACCUCAAUGAAAAUAUUUCUAUGUAAUUCGUGUACCAACAAAAAUUCGAAAAAAAAACUCAUUAUUUUUGCUCAACUAGGGAGAAAAACAAAAUGCAUAAAUGUGUGGGUUUGCGACUGGCCAAGCGAGUGAGAACGAAGAGAAGCUUUUGUUAGUCUCAUUCUCGAAAAAAGCGAUAAACCAUGUACAGAACGUCAAUUGCGUUGGGAUAAGAUCACAAAUUUUAUACGAUAAAAGACAAUGCGAAGUUUGUGAAAUUGCAUCUCUGACGAGAAAACAUAAAACGCCGUACGAAGAGGGUGAACGAAAAAGAAAAAAUUAAAUAGAUUAAAAUAUACGCGCUGUGAAGUGUGAGCUCGUAAUGUUCGUGUGACUUUUGAAACUUCGCGUCGCGAAUGAGAGCACGCUCCAAAGAAAAAAAAACCGAGUGACAGAAAGGAAGAGAUAUACGUUCUUAAAAAAUAACAAGCCUAAAAAAAGAAUCGCAAGUCUCCUAACGCCCUUUUCAUAAUUAUAAAAUCAACAAAAAAAGGAAUAAAAACAAGAAUGAAUCGUCGUUUCUAUGAUUACUAAAAAUGCUCAGUUUUCAAGGGUACACACCUACUGUAACGAUAAUAAUAAUAAUAUUAAUAAUAAUUAAUAAUAAUAAUUAUAACGUCGAUGAGAAUGACGAAGAAGAAAAAAAAAUUCGUAUAGAGCUUUACGGACUGGUAAAAUUAGUGUGAACCAUUUUUCACUUUUCUUUUUUUUUUUACUUUCAGCCUUAGAAUUGUACUCGUCGUUAGGAUGGAGAAACGAUUAAAAAUUGCACCGGCUCCGCCUUUUUCCUGCCUGACGCUUUUUCCAGGUCCAAAAAUAUAAAAAAACUGACUUUUGUUUGCGUUACAACAAAAUUGUGAUUGCUUCGGUCGAUCGAUAGUCUGUGGCUUAGACAGAAGCGUAGACGCGAAGUUCAUGGAUUUAAUAGUACCAAGGAAAUGAUUUUUUUUUUUUUAGAAAUUUCUAUCGCUCGACCUGUUUAGUCGUGGAACUGAAAACAUUAUUUCUUCGUAAAAAAAGAUGUUGUACGGUGUGUUGUUUACUUAUUAAACUGUGAUACAUUUUUUUUUUUCGUCGUACGUUCGGCCGAUAGUAGUGUUGGAUCUUAAAUAGAAUUCUUACUGAUUAUUUUACCCUAAAGUUCUAUCGAACUGAGGAUUGUUUUCGUAAAAAUAUUUUCAAAGGUUCGAAGGAAAAGAAUGUUGCCACAACCGAUAAUAACAUCAAAAUCGGUCGAAUUUUUUUAUUUCUCGUUAAAUGUUCCUUUGGCAAGAAUUACAAGCUUUUAUUACCUAAAAAGAGUUAUUCAAAUAAACAAAAGUUUUAAAAAGUAUUAUUUUAUCUCGUUUAUCACUAGUUUGACUAGUACGUACUGCUGAAAUUCGGAUGUGUAUGUAAAUAUAACAUAUUUAUGUAUAUGUGCAGUGAUUAAGGCGAUGUAUCAAACGUAUCGACCGCUUCGAAAUAUCGAAAUUCUUCGAUGAGAAAAAAAAUGUUGCUCGUCGAGCAGGAUCCAUUUAGUUGGUCGAAAUAACAGUGAAAUGAGCUGUGUUUUUUUAGCGUGGAAAAUGAUUUAGUCUUUUCAACAAAAGAACAGCUGAAUUCACUACAUUUUCGUGCAAAUAAUUGAAUUUUGUUCAACGAACAGAAUUGUACCGUUUUUUUUCAAAGAGACAAAGUUCUGUAGGAAUAUGGAGAAAAAUUCCAUAUAUCCGACCGUGUACAGCCCUGGAGGAACGAAAUUUCGAAAUUUCGAACUGUCGCUCUUGCACCCACAGUGGCUUGGUCGAUAUGACGCAUUGCCUUUGAAAAAUGAAAAUCACGAGCGAAAAAAGUGAUGGAACGAAACAUCCUUUUUUUUGUACCUAGAAGUACGCUGCAUUGAAAACUUUACGCAUGACUGGAUUUCGUGCGACGAGAGAAAGGUCAAUGACAAAAAGAGCGUUAUCAUUGUAUCAUAUCUACGUGUCGCCGAACGCAGAAGCGUUUAAGCUUCGCGUGAUUUUUGUGAUGAAGAGAACGAAAAAUUUAUCAAGAGGUUAUUUCAAGAUGGUGUAAACGAAUGGCGAGUGCAAAAGAGAGAGAGAAAAAGAGAGAAAGAAAUGUGAAAGAGAGAGAGAGAGAGAAAGAGCUAUUCGCGCGUUUUAUUUUGUAUAAAUUUAUAAUUUUUUUUUCUUUUUCGUGCUUAAUCGUGCAUUCAGAUACGCUCGACUGACUCAAAUCUAUACGAAAAAAAAUGCUCGGCCUUUCCUAAUGAUGCUUUUGGGAGUUGUCGAAUUAAACUAAAGUGGUGACUCUUUACCGGUGCAAAUGUAAAAGAACGAGGACGUCUAGACGUCGAUAAUUGAUGUUUGAAAAUAAAUUAAACACUCGUACGUCUAUAUA